AUGGCCCCAGCCGUCGAACGCAUCACCCUCUUCAAGAUCCCCGACGAGGCGGCCCGGGACCGCGUGCUGGAGCAGUACAAGGUCCUUGCUAAGACGGCCGUCAAGGACGGAAAGCCAUAUAUCGUCAGCGCGGCCGCGGGGCCUUCGUUCCCCGAUCCUCGCAACAAGGGGUACAAUCUCAGCGUCAAGACGACGUUUGCCUCACUGGAGGAUAUGAAGUACUACGAUACCGAGUGUGAGGCGCACAAGGCGCUGAAGGCGGUGGUGGGACCUGUGCGGGAGGAUGUGUUGACGACGUACUUUGAGAGUGUUCUGUGA
Messenger RNA from Aspergillus aculeatus ATCC 16872, 318 nucleotides. Its product is annotated as Dabb family protein. The record is from RefSeq and is a predicted model, not a curated record. Lineage: Eukaryota; Fungi; Ascomycota; Eurotiomycetes; Eurotiales; Aspergillaceae. The transcript has 2 exons. Bases 1 to 318 code for a protein of 105 amino acids.